AUGGAAUACCUGAAUUUAUACGAAGAUUUUCUCUUGAAGAAUGCCUCUCAAAUCACCAGCAUCGAAUCAUCCCUGAGAUCCCUUACAUACAUUUUGCCUGGUAGAUUCCAUGAUGCUGAAUUAGCUUCUCAAGCACUGUAUGCUGCUCUAAAUCUCAUAGGCUUGUAUCACAACUCGAUCUUGAGACGAGCCGCUCAAGCACACGCUGAAGAGAACAAGACUGGCCCUGUUGAAGAAUCGACAUUUAACAAAUAUCUCAAAUUUUGGUCCUCCAAGUCAAAGCUGAAUGCUACAGCUUCAACUGCGUUAUCUGUGAUUUCUUAUACCCAAGUUUUGAUGGAAAUGGCAGUGCUUAAGAAGCUGGGCAAAAAGAAGCAAUGGCAAUUAAUCGCUUCUUUGGAAGCCAUCAAAGUGAUGUUGAGACUGACAUUGUUCCAAACAACUGGACAACGCAUGACACUCUAUCCAACUCACUUACAAAGAGAUGUCGAUCCAGCAACCCUCGUUUCAGCUGGUUUGACUAGCAACAUAUCCAGCAAAGAUGAUGGAUGGGUUGGACAAAGAACAGGUGUUACAGUGCCUUCUUUAUCAAGCUCAAUUGAUCUUAAUAAUGGACUUAGAAACAAGAAUGCACACACCGACGUAACAGAAUAUCUACUAUCCAAGGUAUUGACGCCCGAGAAAUUGCGUAAACCCGAGCAGAUGGUUCAAGUCCAAAAGAACAUUUCAAAAUUGGGCGAAUUACUCUAUAUUUUAAGACCUCUGGUCUAUGUAUUGUCAAUUUUGCGUUGGGGCAAAAAGUCAUGGAGACCAUGGUUUAUUUCAUUUUUGGUGGAGCUUGUCUCUCAGAUUGCAGUUAGAAAGGGCUACGAAUCAGCAAAUAAGGGCCGCAACCACAUGAUGACAUUGGAGAAGCAGGAAUUCAACAGAAGAUUAAAAGCAAUGGUUCUGAAUGUGAUGAGAGGUGCAUUUUACCUCAAGAUCACUCGUCCACGCUUGGAGAGAUUCUGCAAUCAUACCGAAUCAAAGCCCAUUAUAUCCAUGGCAGCAGGUGUUCUUCGCGAUUACUUGCCUCUCUGGGAACAGAUUUACUUUUACACUUCAGCUUCCUAG
This is a messenger RNA of Mucor velutinosus, 1113 nucleotides long. RefSeq lists its product as uncharacterized. Bases 1 to 1113 code for a protein of 370 amino acids. Gene Ontology annotation, cellular component: peroxisomal membrane. The record is from RefSeq and is a predicted model, not a curated record. Gene Ontology annotation, biological process: peroxisome organization. The transcript has 6 exons. Lineage: Eukaryota; Fungi; Mucoromycota; Mucoromycetes; Mucorales; Mucoraceae.